GCGUGAUCGGACCGCAGUGAGGUGACCGGUUCCCGCAGCCUGCUUCAGCCGUCGCCGGCGCCGGGACGCCGUCCAGCGCGAGGCUCCGCGCACCGUCGCCAUGGAGGAGCGACAGAAGCGAGCCCUGACUCGCGCCCGCUCCAAGCUGCUCAAAGACCUGGACGUGGCCGACGUGCUGGACCACCUGCUCUCCAAGGAGAUUAUUCACCACGAUGACUAUGACGUCAUUAAGGCUAAGGAGACGCGCAAGGAGCGAGUGGCGGCGCUGCUGACGCUGCUGCCGCAGCGCGGACCGCAGGCAUUCGAGGAGCUGGUGGAGGGGCUGCGGCCCAACAACUCCUGGCUGGCCGACGAGCUCGAGUCGCAGCUGAACGAGCUCAACGACUCGUCGUCGACGUCGGCGGCCGACGAGCUGAAUAACGUGAUGCGCGCCGGCGCCGUGCCCACCCUGCCGGCCUUCCAUGUCCCGCGGCAAGUCUACACGGAGGCGGUGCGCGCCGAGCUGCGCGAGCUCAAGGAGGGCCGCUUCCUGGCCGUGCACGGCAUGGCCGGCAUCGGCAAGUCGGUGUGCGUCAAUCACGCGCUGCGAGACGCCGAGUUGGUGUUCAGCCAUUUCCCGGGCGGCGUGUUCUGGGUGAGCGUCGGUCAGGCCGACACGGACGUGCUCAUCAACAAGGUGCAGGCGCUGUGCGAGCGGUUGUCGGAUGACCAGGCCACGGCGCUGCUGCCGCCCACCAUCGAGAUCGCCGUGGAGAAGCUGCGCAAGCUGCUCAACCAGCCGGCACUGCGCAACUGCCUGCUGGUGCUGGACGACGUCUGGAAGCCGGACGUGCUGGCCGUGUUCGACCUGGGCGCGAGCGUGCUGGUGACCACGCGCGACGCCGCGCUCGUGGAGCGGUUCGAGGGUCGCGCCGCCAUGGUGCAGAUGAAGGACGGUUUCAGCCUAGCCGAGUCGCAGGAGCUGUUUGCCAAGCGUCUGGGCAUCCCGAAGCAAGACCUGCCUCGCGAGGCGACCGACAUCCACCGGCGCUGCGGCGGCGUGCCCAUGGUGAUCGCCCUGCUGUGCUCGUACCUGGCGGGCAAGCGGCGACACCGCGAAUCGCGCGACCGCUGGCAGAAGUGCCUCGAUAACCUGAGGUCGGCCAACUACGAGAAGCUGCGGAUGCAGUCCAGCGCGCACGAGAACGUCACCGACGCCAUCGAGCUGAGCGUCAACAGUCUGGACGACGAGCACGCCGAGUAUUUCCGCCGCCUAGCCGUGUUCGGGGCCGACAUCAACAUUCCCCGCCAGGUGCUGUGCACCUACUGGAAAAUGACCGCCGACGACGUGGAUGACUGCAUGCUGUACCUGGUCAAGAAGUCACUGGUCCAGGAGAUGGAGGACUCAAAACUCGACACAGUGUCAUACAGCAUGCAUGACCUUGUCAUCGACUACAUGACCAAAAAGUACACGCCGGAUGAGAAGCGGGAGCUGCACGCCCUGCUGCUGGACCGCUACCUGGAGGCGUGCGGCGGCGACUACGGCCGGCUGCCCGACGAUGAGUACAUCCUCUGGUUCAUCGGCCACCACGUGCACGGAGCCGGCCGCUACGAGCUCUUCCCGAGCCUCUACUUCAGCCUGGCGUUCGUGGGCAACAAGCUGCGUGCGACUGGACCGAGCGACCUGCUCAACGACUACCGGAAGUACGCCGCCUUCCUGGACCAGGGCGGGAAAGACUCACGACGGCGCGACUUUGAGAACUUCGUGCGCACGGCCGGACACCGGCUGCCGGCGCUGCCGCUGCCGCCCAGCGCCGUCCGCGACCCCAGCGCAGCCGUGGUGCAGCUGGCGCUUUGCGAGCGCGACGUCUCGGCCGUCUACGAAGCCGCCAGCAGGGUGGCGCGGACAGCCGGCGACCAGCUCUUCUUCCGGUGGUGCAAUAAGGAGGCGAUGCGCUGGUCCCACGUGCUGCUGACCAAGGUGUUCUCGGGUCCGGUCUGCGACGUCGUGUUCACGCUGGCUCAGGACAACCUGGCGCUGACGGCCUACGGCGACGGUCACAUCAAGCUGUGGAACGUGGUGACGGGGGACGAGCACCCGUCGUUCUACGGCCACACGGAGCGCGUGCAGCAGCUGACUGUCAGUCCGGACGGCUCGCGGUUCGUCUCGGCCAGCGACGACCAGACGCUCAAGAUCUGGGACCUGGAGGCGGCCGUGCGUGCCGCGUACGGUACUGACGAGCACGACGUGUCCUCCGGCCAGCGGUCGCCGUCGCCGCGCGUGCGUCCCUCGUCGGGCGCGUUCCUGUUCCCGGAGGCAGCGCCGCGCGACGACAGCCUGCUGACGCUGCGCGGCCACCGGGCGGCCGUGCUGUGCGUCGACUGGUCGCCCGACGGCGCCCACCUGCUCUCCGGCGACGUCGAGGGCACGUUCAAGCUGUGGGACGUCCUGGGAGGUCCGCUGUUCGAGAAGGAGAAGGCUCACAACGGCCACAUCACGUGCUGCACCUUCUCGCCGGACAGCACCUACUUCGCCACGGGCGCCGCCGACGGCCGCGUCCGGCUGUGGAGCACGCGCGACGCCUCCCUGCUGUACACCUUCAGCCAGCACCACCUGCGGGUCAUCUCGCUCAGCCUGAGUAAAGACAACAACUCGAUCGUCUCUGUGGCUGAUAACGAGAUCUUCUGCUGGGUGUGGGACACGAGCCGGCGGCCGAGUCGCGACUACGUGGAAGUCAAGAUGCAGGCGCCGAACGAGCACGACCUGUACCUGUGCUCGCGCCUCAGCCGCGACCAGCGCCAGCUGGUGGUGGGCACCUCGUCCAACAUGUACGAGACCUGGGACCUGUUGGAGCGGCGCGUCAUCUCGACACAGCGCGGCUUCGCCGGGUCGGUGACCUCACUGGUGUUCUCCCACGACGGCGAGCGGCUGCUGGCGGGCGCCGGCGACAUGGUCACCUCGUGCAGCCUCACCAGGACGCCCAAGGUGGAGGACAGCCUGCAGCCGCUGUUCUCGGCGCGGUUCGCCUCGCCCGACCCGAGCUCGCUGGUCGUCGCCGCCAUCACGUCCAACAACGGCGUCCAGGGCCAGUUGGACCGUGAGCUAAUGGUCCUCAGAGGACUCGAUGGCACCAUUGUGACCACGACGAAGCCCGUGGGGGAGAAGAUCUGCAUCACGGAGAUCAACCAAGCCGGAACUAUGGUGGCGUUCGGCUGCGAGGACGGCUCCGUAGGCGUGUACGAGAUCGCGGUGGCGUCGGCGAGCCGCGCCGAGCCCAACAUCCUCGGCAAGCACAGCCAGCGCGUCAUCUCGCUGCAGUUCGGGCCGGACGGCGCCGUCGUCAGCGGCUCAGAGGACAGGAACAUGAAGGUGUGGUGGCCCGACCGCACCAACGUCACGUGCAGCGGCAACGACGGCGCGGUGACCCAGGUGGGCCUGUACGACUCGAGCGAGGGCCUGCUCGCCGUGUCCUGCUCCCGCGACGGCACGCUGAAGGUGUACCUGGCCGCCUCCGGGAAGCUGCUGUCUGCGCACGUGGCGCACUCGGGCUCGACGGUCACCUGCUACCGGAUCGUGCGGCUGGCGGCGGCGGCGCGCGCCAACGGCACCAGCGGCCGCGGCGAGUCGCCCUGCCCGCCCGACCUCGUCGUGGUCACAGCAGCCGUGGACGGCAAGGUGAAGAUGACGCGGCUCUCGACGGGCGCCGUGGUCAAGUCGUUCACGCUGGACCAGGGCCCCGUGCGGACGUUCCAGCUCUCCGGGGACGGCUCGCUGCUGGUCACCGGCCAUGACGACGGCGACGUGGUGGUGACGCGGACGGACAUCCUGUGUCCGCCGCUGGUGCUGAAGCUGCACCAGAGCUGGGUGCACGACCUGGCCGUGUCGCCCGACGGUCGCACCAUCGUCUCCGUCGGCGACUGCCUCGCCUGGUGGCGACUCUCCAACAAACAAUGCACGCCUGAGCACGGCCGCCUGUCGGCACAGGCGCCGGGCUCGCCGCGCCUCCGGCCGCCGGAGAAGCAGUACUUCUCGUACUGGUCGGGUCGUCCGGUGGAGCCGCCGGCUGGUGGCGGGGUCACCGCCGAGCUGCGUCAGGUGUUUGCCUUCCGCGGCACGCUGGCGCGGCGGCUGGCCGUCGACGACGACUGGACCACGCUCGUCACCAUCGACGACGCCGGCGUGCUCUACGUGCUCCAGGUCAUGUGACCGCGCUAGCGGCUAGGGGAGCGUGGACGCUAGCGGCCGGCGCAAGUAGCUGUGGUGCAGGCGGCGCUCGGGACGUGGCGACGGGCUGCGCUCGCGCGUCGGCCGAUGCGAGUCCGCGCGCGACGUCGGCGCUCUGGUGAUCUCAGAUGACUGGGGGCAUUUGGCGAACAGGCGCUGGCGGUCACGACGUCGCUCACGGUGUACAAGUCAGCGGUCCGCCCUCCGCCUGCUAAUUCGCUCAGUGAAGAUCGCACGGACGCUCCGCGGUGAGAAUGACGCGUUACGCGGUCCCGGCUUCCAGCGUUGCCAUGGAGAUUCUCCGCGACGCCUGCCGGCCAGUCGCGCUUAUCUUUCGCCCCGCCGGCGCUGGGCGGGGCCAGCCGCGGCGUGCGAUGGGGCUGGAGGAGGGCGCGCCGGCGGGGCUGUGAUCAGUGUGAGUCGCGACCGGGUGAGCGGGCCAGCUCAAAAGUGAGGUGAU
Pollicipes pollicipes is the source of this 4664-nucleotide messenger RNA. Its product is annotated as apoptotic protease-activating factor 1. Bases 101 to 4186 code for a protein of 1361 amino acids. The record is from RefSeq and is a predicted model, not a curated record. Gene Ontology annotation, biological process: regulation of apoptotic process. NCBI's taxonomy places the organism in Eukaryota, Metazoa, Arthropoda, Thecostraca, Pollicipedomorpha, Pollicipedidae. The transcript is spliced from 22 exons. Gene Ontology annotation, molecular function: ATP hydrolysis activity; protein binding; ADP binding.